CGCUAGAAUCCAAAGUGUUUCCCCUGCAAAAAUAACCACCUUUUCCUCGCAAACCCGCAAAUCUUCCCUUCCCUUCCCCACCCAACACGGCACAACGCUCUCUCCUCUCUCCUCUCCAAAUCCCACCGCCUCCGCCGCUCGGCUCCACCCACCCAGGUGACCCCUCGCCGUCGUCUGCUUCCUCCCCGAUGGACGGGGAAGCGGCGGACCUGAACGACUGGGAGCUGCUCCUCGCCUCCCCCACGGCGGCCGUGGCCGAGCCGAGCGAUGGCGGCGGGGAGGGCGGUGACGACGACGCUGGGGCGAUCAAGUACGAUUACUUCGACCUUGGCUCGGAUGUGAAGUAUCCUGAGAGGGUGUCCUUCUCGAAGGAGGAUGGGGAGGUGGGGGAAGGGGAAGGGGAGGAGGAGGAGGAGGAGGGGGCGGCCUCCGGCAACGCGAGCUGGGUGGAGCCCGACCCCGACGACCUCCUCUUCCACGGCCCUGACCGCGCCGCGCUGUGGUCGGACUCGUCGGACGACGGGGAGAGGCGGGAGGAGGCCGAGGCGGCCGCCGAGCCGCUGCCGCUGGAGCUGGCGGCGGGAGAGGAGGCGGUCGGCGCGGCGGCGGGAGAGGGCGCGGUGACGAAGGGAGGAGCGGCGGGGGCGGUGCGGUGGUGGCACCUGCCGAUGGGGGUGCUGCGGGCGUGGGCGCUGCGCGCGGCGAGGAGCGCGUGGUCGAUGCCCGUCGCCGUCGCGCUGCUCGGCAUCGCCGUUCUGGGGCGGCGCCUGUACCGCAUGCGGCGGCAGAGCAAGGCCGUGGCGCGCGUCCGGCUCGUCCUCGACGAAAAGAAGGCAUCCCAGUUCAAGACCCAGGCAUCACGCCUGAAUGAAUCCAUCCCGAUGGUGCGCCGAGCUCCAAUCAUGAAGCCUCUGCUUCCUGCCAAUGGAGUGACCCCGUGGCCUGUGCUAGGGCACAUCUGAGCUUGAGAUCGACGGCAUAGAUUUAGGAAUACAAUUGUCCAAAGUCACUUGGCUUGUGAGGAUACCAUAUUGGUCGCUAAAGAUCUAGCUGCUACCCGACUACUUGGGAGCAUACACUUCUGGUUGUGUAAACACCUUAUGUAGUUACAUUCCCACUUUAUGUGGGAUGCCAUUUAGGCCUUGCGCUACAUAUUUGUUUUGUGCCUGUGAUUAUAAUUUUCUUCUGUAGUCUUGUGUUACCAUAUGCGCUUGAACGGUGUCUCUGUAUAUAUGACAAAGUAACCAUACAGAUUGGGAGUUUGAAAC
Messenger RNA from Oryza brachyantha (malo sina), 1268 nucleotides. RefSeq lists its product as uncharacterized. The transcript has 2 exons. The record is from RefSeq and is a predicted model, not a curated record. Lineage: Eukaryota; Viridiplantae; Streptophyta; Magnoliopsida; Poales; Poaceae. The coding region runs from base 189 to 962 and encodes 257 amino acids.